Molecule: messenger RNA, 916 nt
Organism: Eptesicus fuscus (big brown bat)
Lineage: Eukaryota; Metazoa; Chordata; Mammalia; Chiroptera; Vespertilionidae
Gene: EMC9
Product: ER membrane protein complex subunit 9
Exons: 5
Coding region: 237-857 (206 amino acids)
Cellular component (GO): EMC complex
Source: RefSeq, a predicted model, not a curated record
GCGGCUCCGGGUCUGCGGCCGCCCCCUGGGGGCGGGCGGACGCGGGCUCGGCACUGCGGCGUGCCAUCGGGCCGCCUACGUUCCCGGCUCGGUUGGAGCCGGGCUCCAGAGCCAAGGCACCUUCGAGCCAAAUCAGGGUUACCACCGAACCUAAGCGGGGGGGCUCAGGAAGGACCAGGGAGAGUGUCGGGGCGCUGGAGGAAGCUUCGCAGACGCGAGCUGGGGCCGGGUUUGCCAUGGGGGAGGUGGAGAUCUCGGCCCGGGCCUACGUGAAGAUGUGCCUGCACGCCGCCCGGUACCCGCACGCCGCCGUCAACGGGUUAUUGUUGGCGCCGGCGCCGCAGUCGGGGGAAUGCCUGUGCCUCACCGACUGUGUGCCGCUGUUCCACAGCCACCUGGCCCUGUCCGUCAUGCUGGAGGUCGCCCUCAACCAGGUAGAUGUGUGGGGCGCGCAGGCCGGUCUGGUACUGGCUGGGUACUACCAUGCCAAUGCAGCUCUCGGGGACCAAAGCCCUGGGCCCCUAGCCUUGAAAAUCGCUGGGCGGAUUGCAGAAUUCUUCCCUGAUGCAGUACUUAUUAUGUUGGAUAAUCAGAAACUGGUGUCUCAGCCUCAUGUGCCCCCAGUCAUCGUUCUGGAGAACCAAGGUCUCUGCUGGGUCCCCAAGGACAAGAACUUAGUGAUGUGGAGGGACUGGGAAGAGUCACGACAGAUGGUGGGGGCACUACUGGAGAGCCGGGCCCAGCAGCACCUUGUGGACUUUGACUGCCACCUUGAUGACAUCCGGCAGGACUGGACCAACCAGCAGCUCAACACCAAAAUCACGCAGUGGGUUGGUCCCACCGAUGGAAAUGCCUGAGCCAUGGCCAGAGGGGGGUGUGCGCGCCAGGAUCCAAUAAAGAGACUUGAGCUAGUGGA